Messenger RNA from Physella acuta, 1014 nucleotides. RefSeq lists its product as uncharacterized. The record is from RefSeq and is a predicted model, not a curated record. Gene Ontology annotation, biological process: G protein-coupled receptor signaling pathway. Gene Ontology annotation, cellular component: membrane. Gene Ontology annotation, molecular function: G protein-coupled peptide receptor activity. NCBI's taxonomy places the organism in Eukaryota, Metazoa, Mollusca, Gastropoda, Physidae.
AUGAAUAAACGAUCAGCAACCUACACCUUUCUGAGCCCGGGAAAUCUAAGCAACAUUAAAACGGUGGUCAACUUCUGGAUCAUUCUGUUUCUCUCCUUGCUGGGCGCAGUUAACAACUUGCUUAUCAUCACAGUGUUUCGGCACCAGGGCUUCAAAGAAGGCCCCGUCAUAUCUAUGUUCUCUAUAUCCACCUGGGACUUAAUAAGAUGUAUGUGUGGGUUAAUCCACAGAUUAUACGGCCCGCUGGAAUUGAUUUCCCCAAGUGUAGGAUUUUCGUGGAGGAUUUUAACAAUCCCGUACUUCGAGUACACGACGAUCUUCGCUGGUUAUGUUUCUUACGCUCUAGCGGCUUUUGUUUCUGUGGAGAGAUGUCUGAGUGUUAGCCUGCCCUUCAAGGCCAAGCUGAUGAUCACUCGUAAAGUGACAAUACUUUGUGUGACGGCGAUAUCCAUCCUUGUCUUUGGUUCCUACACCGUCAUCUACGGCAUAUACCAGAUCGUCUUCGAAUUCAGUCCGGAGUUUAACGCCACAAUCGCUAAACUCGCAUUCACUAAACUUUACCUUAAUAAAUCUGACAUCAUCAUGAGCUACUACCAAGCCGUCGGUAUAAUCCUCCCAUCCGUUAGUUUUUUCAUCAUUUGUAUCUGUUCCUACCUGACCGUAUUUCACCUGAAGAAAUCGUCACGGUUCAUGAAGCACAAAUCAGACAACGCCUCGUCCAUUCUGACGUUAUCAGCCAGGGAAAAACAAGUGGCCUUGACUCUCCUGUCCGUGACCUUUGUCUACAUCAUCAACCUGUUCCCACGAGUCGUGUUUUACUUGGCCCAGAUGGUGGAGCCAGAGUUUUACCUGCUCAGGAAAUACAACGACCUGUUUUUUCUCACCGUGUCUUUUAUCUUUAUCUUAGAUUUUCUAAACGCUUCCAUCCAUUUGUUUAUAUUUCUUGCAAUGAGCUCAGGCUUUAGGCGGACCUUUAAAACAAUUUGGUGUCGAAAGGAAAAAACCGCACUUUAA